UCCAGGUUAAAUUUAAAUAAAUCAGAAUUUUUUAAAUAGGCCAUUAUAUAUAUUUCUUCAGCACCACACUGACCAGAGCAACACUCCUCCUACUCCCCUCCAUCCUUUACAUAAUCCCGAUGAGAAACUGCUCAUUCUCGCCCAUCUUUGUGAGAUCUACCGCCCAUCCACCAACAUGUAGACACCCGCGUACUGACAGCAAAGCUCCAUCCACGCCGUCUGUCUGAACAGCGACUCCUGCAUCCACCCAGCCGGUCGCCACACAAACAUCCCGUCCUGUGUGCUUUCGCCAUGCUGCAGAUCGGAGAUGAGGCGGUAUAUUUCUCCGCGGUGUUUCUGCUGGUUAUGCUGGCCACGAGAAGCGCCAUUUGGGCCACUGUCCUCACCGCGUUUCUCUAUACCUUCAUGGUGAUGUUCCGCUUCCCUCCAGUGCCGGCGGACCGGGCCGCUCGAGUCCUGCGGCCCCGCGCUCCCUCCCCAGGCAGCGUCCCGGUGGUGGCGCACCGCGGAGGAAGUCACGACGCUCCGGAGAACACCUUGGCAGCGAUCAGAGAGGCAAGUAGAAAUGGGGCCACUGGAGUGGAACUGGACCUGAGUUUCACAGCCGACGGCGUCCCGGUCCUGAUGCACGAUGACACCGUGGACCGAUCCACCAAUGGGUCUGGACCGAUUAGCAAGCUUCAAUUUGUUCAGCUCAGGAGGCUCAAUGCUGCUGCUCACCACAGGAUGAAGGACAGAUUUAGUGGAGAGAAAGUUCCAACUCUGCAGGAGGCUGUGGAGGAAUGCAUCAGGCACCAGCUGAUCAUCUUCUUUGAUGUCAAAGGUCAACCUGAUAUGGCUGUAUCAGUGCUUCAUGGCAUGUUUAAGAAGUUCCCAGUACUUUACAACUCCAGCAUUGUUUCCUCCUUUGAACCCAAAGUCAUCUACAAGAUGCGUCAGACUGACCCCUAUGUGGUCACAGCUCUCACCCACCGGCCCUGGAGACUAAGCCGUUUUGGAGAUGGCACGCCUCGUUCUCUGUCGACGUGGAGUCAGCUGUGGACCAGUGUUCUGGAUGUCUUGUUGGACUGGGCCCACCAUCACGUACUGUGGAAACUUUGUGGGAUCUCUGCCAUCCUCGUGCAGAAAGACUUCAUCUCAUGGGACUAUGUUCAGUAUUGGGCAGAGCGAGGAGUGGAGGUGGUGGGCUGGACCGUUAACACUGCUGUGGAGAAGGAGUACUACCAAAACCUGCUGAAGAUCAGCUACAUGACUGACAGUCUGCUGGAGGACUGCGAUCCUCAUUACUGAAUGAUAACACACACAGACGCAUUCAUAAAACUUAAAGCUUUCUAUUACAGGUUUUUAAUAUAAACAAAUUAGAUCUUAGAAACUGGUUAGACAUAGGAUGCAAUUAAGAAGUACAGUCAUAAACUUCUACACCUGCGUACAAGUAAAUAAAAACCCAUACCUGAUUUCAAUUUGGUUCAUCUCCCCUUCAAUGCGGCACUUGCCUGAAUCUCCUCCGCUGUGUCAUAAUGGUGACCCUUCAACUUGAACUCCCUCAGAAUCCUCAGGACAUUACAGUAGACCUCGGGGCUGACAGUCUCACUUCAUGGGAAAAGUUCACAGCACACAGCCUCCCCUGGGAUUUACAUAAACUGAUCUAAAUAUAACUGCCAUGAUUGAAGCGGUGCAGCACUUCACGAGGAGCCGACUGUCAGGUGACCGGCCAGAUUCGUAUGCAGUGUGAUUUAUAUUUAUGGAAUAGCAACACUUUGGGACCCAACACACACACUUCAUUUCUCUCUUUUUUUUUUUUUUUUUUUUUUUUCAAAAAUCAUAAAAUACUGAAUGAUAAAAAUCAAUUAAAAGGUGGAAUACAGCCAGAAGUUUGGUGCUAGCAAAGUCUGUGUCGGCAACCAGCUUCAUAGACGUACACCAGUAUACAGUGCUGUGUAAAAGCCUUGAUUUUCAACCCAGUUCUUGUGUAGUUUGGUGAACCUCAGCCUUUUCUUCCUGCUUCCCUUCCUUAAGAAUGGCUUCGUGACAGCCACCCUUCCACUAAGACUAUUUCUGAUGAGGCUUCAGUGAGCAGUAGAUGGGUAGAUAGUUUUUUUUUUAGGCCUGAAACUUCUUCUUUUGUCCUCUACUUGUUCAGUUUCCUCAAAUUGUUUAAGGACACAAUGCACAGCAUGCUGAGAUAUGCCGUUAUUUGUGGCUAAUAGCUCUUUGUGAAUCACCUUGUUGGUGCAAAAUAUAAAGAAAUGCGGGUGGCUCAAGACUUUUGCACUAUACUGUAUGUUUUACUUUGAUUUGAUGAGUCACUGAGGUUACAUCCUCUAAUUACCUGUAGCUGGUACACAGGUGAAGCUGUACAAAACUUUACAAACAACACCAUGAAGGAGCAUCUGCAGACUUCUUACCUUUAUUCUACUGCCGGCAGUAAUACUUCCACCUCACCUGGUCAGGGACUAGGAUUGUUUUCUACCUGCUGUGCUGAUCUUCCACAGGUCUUGCUGAACCUUUAGAGAGAUAGUAUAGUGCUUACUUAACAUUUUGGCAUCAUAUUUACUGCUUGUGAUGAUAAAAAUGUAUUCAUGAAUGCUAAAAGAUCCCAUGUGGAUGUUCUGUGAUGUUUGGUUAUUACCUUUAACAAAUAGACAAGAAACACUGCUACAUGAAUUUAGAACUGUAAGAUAAUGAGAAUAUAAGUUGUGCGCUUCAAAGGUGCAAGAAAAUGCACCAAGUCAAAUAUUUCUAUCUUGUUUUAAUACAGCUGUCAUUAUAAGAGGGUUUACUCUGAGUUCAGUCAGAGCUGGGUCAUGAAUCAUGUGAGGUCACACAGAAACAUUGAAUUCAUUAUUAUCUUUCACAAUAUUUCUUCACUUAAUGUUUCAGUUGUGUUUCUGUGUCGAAUUGCUGCUAAUAGUAUCAUUGACAGGGUGAAACGUUGCUUUCCUUCAUUUUAUUUAAACGCUUUUGAGUUGU
Archocentrus centrarchus (flier cichlid) is the source of this 2970-nucleotide messenger RNA. Its product is annotated as glycerophosphodiester phosphodiesterase 1-like. The record is from RefSeq and is a predicted model, not a curated record. The coding region runs from base 292 to 1290 and encodes 332 amino acids. The transcript is spliced from 6 exons. Gene Ontology annotation, molecular function: glycerophosphodiester phosphodiesterase activity. Gene Ontology annotation, cellular component: plasma membrane. Gene Ontology annotation, biological process: N-acylethanolamine metabolic process; ethanolamine metabolic process; phospholipid metabolic process. NCBI's taxonomy places the organism in Eukaryota, Metazoa, Chordata, Actinopteri, Cichliformes, Cichlidae.